AUGAGCAGUACAGGAUUUGAUCUCUCCCCGGUGAUUGAUCUUCUAGAUUCACUCUCCGCGGGACCCAAACACCCAUUUGUACUUGAUCCCAAGGCUGUGGCAUCUGGUGCCACUAGUGACGUGAGGUCACUAGGCGACUUUUCAGCUCUUUGGAGUUUCCUGAAUGACUGUCACAAUGACUCUACACCCCUUCCGUCUCUAGACAGCAUCUUUACUCCACCUCCCUCCCCUCCUCCGCCUCCGGUUGAUUCCCCUGAAAAGGGGACAUCACGAAGGAGAAAGAGGAGAAGGAGUCCCAACGUCACAGUCACACUCAAUGGAAUGCCUAUCGCCCCCGAACAGUCAUCGGCUACCGAUAGCACCGAAAACCAUACUGAUACUACUGAAGAGAUACCUCGCAAACCUCCUCGAACCCGAAUUCGUGUUACUUCGACUUUCGUAAAUUCUGCGGAUCCCGCGGAAAAGACAUCCCGAUCCACGCCCCGCAUCCGCCUUACCCCUGCCAGAAUUUUGCCCGGCGACGACGGUUUAGCACCCGUCGUUCAGAGCAAUUCCCUGCCUGAGCGUCCGGUAAUUCGGACCUCGGGGCUGCCCGUUAGCGAGCGUAAAGCCCAGCUAAUCCAGAUGAUAAUGCGCCUCUUCCCCUCAGACCGUGUCACCCUCCUUACGCUUGAUAUUCCCCGCCCCCUUGCGCCUCAACCCACUGAUAUACAUAUCUUUAUCGACAAUUCAAACAUUUUGAUCAGCUUCUAUGAACUGAUUAAGCAGAUUCGUGGUCAACCCAAAACCGCGCGGGUUCGCGCUCCUAAGUUCUCGUUUCAUAAUUUUUCGCUCAUCCUCGAGCGCGGACGACCAACCGUCAAAAAGGCCCUUGUCGGCAGCUCUCCCAUUACCCCUGUUAUGCUUGAGGCCGAGGCUCUCGGAUAUGAAAAUAGCAUUCUCGAAAGAGUCGUUAAAGAGCGAGCUAUUAAGUACAGCUCUUCUUCGGGCUCUGAUACAAACAGCCCGCUGAAGACGCGUAUGGCGAAGGUGGAACAGGCGGUUGAUGAGAUUCUUCAUCUGAAAAUGAUGGAGUCAAUCGUCGAUUAUGAGCCGAGUACACUAGUUCUGGCAUCAGGUGAUGCGGCGGCUGGGGAAUACAGUCCGGGAUUUUUUAAAGUGGUAGAGAGGGCAUUGACGAAGGGCUGGAACGUCGAGCUGGUGGCUUUCAAAAAGAGCUUAGGAUUCAGCUACAAGGCUGCUGAGUUUAAGACAAAGUGGAAGGGUAAAUUUCGGUACAUCCAACUGGACCAGUUUGCAGAGAUGUUACUGGAUGAGUGA
Morchella sextelata is the source of this 1320-nucleotide messenger RNA. RefSeq lists its product as uncharacterized. The coding region runs from base 1 to 1320 and encodes 439 amino acids. The transcript is spliced from 2 exons. Gene Ontology annotation, cellular component: nucleus. Gene Ontology annotation, biological process: protein import into nucleus. The record is from RefSeq and is a predicted model, not a curated record. Gene Ontology annotation, molecular function: guanyl-nucleotide exchange factor activity; small GTPase binding. NCBI's taxonomy places the organism in Eukaryota, Fungi, Ascomycota, Pezizomycetes, Pezizales, Morchellaceae.